This is a messenger RNA of Ochlerotatus camptorhynchus, 1598 nucleotides long. Its product is annotated as carboxypeptidase Q-like. The coding region runs from base 2 to 1597 and encodes 531 amino acids. Gene Ontology annotation, molecular function: metallodipeptidase activity. Lineage: Eukaryota; Metazoa; Arthropoda; Insecta; Diptera; Culicidae. The record is from RefSeq and is a predicted model, not a curated record. The transcript is spliced from 3 exons. Gene Ontology annotation, biological process: peptide catabolic process; proteolysis.
AAUGGAAGAAGGGCAAUCUCAACGGGAGGCGCAUUAUUGCUAUCGGUCACCCGCUGUCGGACAAUCCAGAAGGGGUUACGCGAUCAGUCGUGCAUUAGCCAAAGCCAUGAGAACAUCACGCUCUAAGUUUGUUCUGCUGCUCGGUGGAAGUAUCCUACUACUGGCACUGCAAGUUUUAGGCGGAGUGCUGGACAAUCGGGUCGAUCAGUACGCGUUGAGUGUGAAUAGCAAUGAUGGAGGAUCGUGUAAUUUGCCGGACAGUUUGAUACAGGAGAUCAAAGGUUAUCAACCGAUUGUGAACAAGAUCAUUAGCAGGAUCGUGAGUGGGGAGUUUGCCGGGCAGACAUGGCAGAGUUUGGCUGAUCUGGUGGACACUUUUGGAGCUCGACCUGCUGGGUCGGAUCAGCUGGAGAAGGCGAUCGAUUAUGUGCUGGAGCAUAUGAAGCAGGAUGGUUUGGAGAAUGUGCACACGGAGAAUGCCACGGUGCCACACUGGGUGCGAGGGUAUGAAAGUGCGCAGUUGGUGGAGCCGUUCAAGAAGAAUUUGCCCCUGCUAGGACUGGGAGGAACGGUAGGCACACCGAGGGGUGGGAUCAUUGCCGAUGUGAUCGCUGUGGAGUCAUUCAAAGAGUUUGAGCAGCUCACACCCGAUCAAGUGAAAGGGAAGAUCGUGGUCUUUGUUCCACAGUGGGAGGGCUACGGAAAAACGGUGGUCUACCGAAGCAGAGGAGCAUCGGUGGCAUCCAAGAAGGGAGCGGUGGCCAGCUUGAUCCGAUCGGUUACACCCUUCUCGAUUGGUUCGCCACAUACAGGCUGGCAGAACUACGAAGAUGGUGUGAAGAAAAUUCCAACGGCUUGCAUCACUGUGGAAGACGCGGAAAUGAUUUUGAGGAAGUAUCGACGGGGUGACAAAAUGACAGUACAUUUGGAAAUGGAGGAUCGCAACUUCGAUCCAUUUGUGUCGCGCAACACGAUCGCCGAGCUGCAGGGUACAACAUAUACGGACACAUCCGUGGUGGUCGUGUCGGGUCAUCUGGACAGCUGGGAUGUGGGUGUAGGUGCCAUGGACGAUGGUGGUGGUGCACUGAUUUCGUGGAAAGCUCUGACUUAUCUGAAAGCGCUGGGAUUGAGAGCGAAGCGAACGAUUCGGGCUAUUCUAUGGACCGGCGAGGAAGAAGGUCUGUGGGGUGGCAAAGCCUACAAGGAAAGUCAUCAGGAAAACGAACAGAAAGAGUUCAAUUUCUUCUUUGAAUCUGACAUUGGAACAUUCGAGCCGAGGGGUUUAGAUUUCACCGGGAAUAAAGACGCCGAAUGUAUAUUCCGAGAAGUUGUCAAGCUAAUGUCGUUGGCGAAUGCUACUGAGUUCGGAACGCCUGCCGAUGGGGGUCCUGAUAUAACGCACUGGACGAGCCGUGGUUUUCCGGGAGCAUCGCUGCUAAAUAAAAAUGAAAAGUAUUUCUGGUUCCACCAUUCGGCCGGGGACAGUAUGGCCGUUCAGGAUCCAAAAAGCAUGGAUAAAUGUGCAGCUAUCUGGGCAGCUGCAGCGUACGUGGUUGCCGAUCUAAGUGUGUCUAUGCCGAAAGAUAUUGUUGGUUAAA